AUAUCUCCAUAAAUUUAUUUAAUUUAAUUUAAAUUUAUCAUGUGGGAACAGGGCAAGACCCAAUGGCCUCCAGUGGCACCACCUUGUAAGGGAUCCUCUGAGGUACCCCAAACUAAGCAGGGCUGGGCCUGGUUGAGUAUUUGUAUGGGAGAUCCUCUCAGGUCACCAAGGCCCAGAUCCUCAGAGGUAUUCAGGCACCUAUCUUCAGUUGAAAUCAGUGGAAGUUAGGACCCUAAAUAUUUUGUAGCUUUGGGCUCAAGUUGCUACAAGAAACGGUGUGGGUGAUUCGGUAGGUGCCGUACUUCGCUCUGAAUCAAUCCUUCCACUAGUAUGGCGGGAAGGGGUGGCCGUGGCAGGAAGUGCCACCUUUUGGACAAGAAGUAAAACCAAUGCCUUGGCUGACUGUGGUCAUUAAAGACCCCAUAGCAGUCUGUGUGGGAGCCAAGCUCGUGAUGCUGGAGGCCAAGCCGAAUUCCAACCAAGGAAGAGUGUUAUUCUGCCCAUUUAUAUGCCCCCUGCAGCGUUAGUUGGAUACAGUAAUCUCAGUUGCAUCCUGUCCUGAACUGGUGUGUGCUGAUGUCAUACACCAUUGGACAGCUGAUGCAGUUGAUGCCAUGAGCCAGCACACAGGUGGAUGAAGGGAUGUUUCUCAGUGGUUUGUAUAGUAGUUUGCCAGUAAAGUGCCUUGGGGUCCUUUAGAACAGAAGAUGCUGUAUAAAUAUCAGUGAUUAUUAUUGGCUUGCUUAUACGUAUAGGCCAAUGUGCCAUCCCGGCUGUCUCUCAUUCAGACAGGCACGAAACAGAUGAGCCCAGGCCCUCAAAUUCACACUGCUUCAGGCUGGAUGUGCCUCAGAAGUUACUUAUGCACCCGGAGAUGUUUGGGAUUCCAGUUCAGCCCAUUUCAGAGGCCCAGGCCCAAAAGCCCAGAUCUGACCAACCAACUUCCGCUCCGGCCCCCUGAAUUUUUGGGAUGAGUCCCAAUCUCAUUCAGUUUGAGACAGACUCUGCUGCAGUGCUCACUAGUGGAAAGGCUUCACUCACGAGGCAGCUCAUUGCCCCAGACAUCAGUAGAUGCUGAAGAGCCACCAUUUAAAUUGGAUGUCCUUUGCCACUGUUGGCAACUGCCCUGCAAUACAACUCUGCUCCCAUCUGCUUAUGGACACAAGGAAACUUCCACUGCGGAGCGCAAGGGGUCUUUGCCAGCUAAUGAGCUGGCAGGCGGGUGUUCACAGAAGAGCCUUUCUCAAUACUGUCUCAUCAGAGCACCAACCCGGUGGCAAGAGGGCUUAAACCUAUCCGUGCACGUCGUCGUCAGCAGAGUAUGCGAUGAACGUCAGCAGGCAGCCCCAAUAGAGUGGGAGACCAAUUACACUGAAGCACACAGGGGAUGGUAUAAAUACUGAGAGCAAACUGUGCAGGCAUCGGUGAAGUCUAAGGACAUAGUGAGCAGGAGAUCGGAACAGGGAUCUCCCCAUUCAGCCAGACAACGCCAUGGCAUGUCAACGACCUCUCCUGCUCUUGCUCUUUGUCAUGCUAGUAGUCAGCACCCACCUGUCGAGAGCUCAGCACUGGUCCCACGGCUGGUAUCCCGGCGGGAAAAGAGAACUAGAUUUGUCCCAGACUCCAGAGGCUUCAGAAGAAAUCAAACUCUGUGAUGGGGAAGAGUGUGCUUAUCUGAGAAGUCCAAGGAAAACCAUUGUCAACACUCUGCUGGCUGACCUGCUGGCGAGACAACUACAGAAGAAGAAGUGAGCCUUUCCACAGACUCUUUCCGAAAUGCUUGCCAGUCCCACUGGCUUUUCAGUCACUUCCUUUGCAACAUGAUGGUGUGUCUAUAGAUUCCAUGUAUCUGACCGUUAAAGAAUUCUUAUGAACAUCUUGGCUGACUGCACUCGAAUGCUGGGAACGUGGAUAGUGGUGUAAUGCUUGAGAAAUGCCCCUGACCCAUCACCCAACCAGAACGAGGCCCUGUUUGGAGUUCUUUACGCACUUGUGUAACUCCACCAUGUUGAAUAAAAUACUUUAUUUUGUUACAUACACAAUUCCAUCCACAUUUAUGUCCUUACCCAUGUCUUAAAAAAAUAAAAAUAAACAAAUCUCCAGCCCCAUAAACCAGUUUUAAGCACGC
Chrysemys picta bellii (western painted turtle) is the source of this 2128-nucleotide messenger RNA. Lineage: Eukaryota; Metazoa; Chordata; Testudines; Emydidae. The record is from RefSeq and is a predicted model, not a curated record.